AUGUCAGCGCAAUACCAACAGAGGGAUUAUUACAACCGGCGGUCAGACAUAUCGGAAAACUAUGAAGCCCCACGGAGAAAAGCAUCACGCCGCGACCAGAGCGCAAGAUCCAGCGAAGGCACUGUAAGCACAAUGAUGAGCUCCUCGACAGGUCGAGAGUCGGCCGCAACGCAUGUCACUGAGGGACCGGCCUACUCUAAGAAGAUUGUCGUUGUCGGAGAUGGUGGAUGCGGGAAGACAUGUCUGUUGAUAAGCUACAGUCAAGGUUAUUUCCCAGAGAAAUACGUACCAACAGUCUUCGAGAACUACAUCACCUAUCCAACACAUCCUGCGAGCGGCAAGACCCUCGAGCUGGCUCUUUGGGAUACGGCAGGUCAGGAAGAAUAUGAUCGUCUUCGACCACUGUCAUACCCCGAGACCGAUCUCCUUUUCGUCUGCUUUGCUAUCGACUGCCCCAACUCACUUGAGAACGUCAUGGAUAAGUGGUACCCAGAAGUUCUUCAUUUCUGCCCGUACACUCCUCUCGUUCUUGUCGGUCUCAAGUCAGACCUCCGAACAAAACGAACAUGCAUCGACCUCCUUAAGACUCAGGGACUAACACCAGUGACCCAAGAACAAGGAAUGGGGGUUGCUCAAAAGAUGGGGGCGCGAUACAUGGAGUGCAGCAGCAAGGAAAUGACUGGUGUAGAAGAGAUAUUUGCGGACGCCAUCAACCUGGUCGUCCAGAAUGACCGAAGUAACCAGCAACAACAACCUCAACAAGGGGGUCCAACUCAACCGGGCGGAGUGAGGAAGAAGAAACGAAACUGCAGAUUCCUCUAA
Molecule: messenger RNA, 822 nt
Organism: Venustampulla echinocandica
Lineage: Eukaryota; Fungi; Ascomycota; Leotiomycetes; Helotiales; Pleuroascaceae
Product: Ras family protein
Exons: 3
Coding region: 1-822 (273 amino acids)
Biological process (GO): small GTPase-mediated signal transduction
Molecular function (GO): GTP binding; GTPase activity
Source: RefSeq, a predicted model, not a curated record